Hippoglossus stenolepis (Pacific halibut) is the source of this 1407-nucleotide messenger RNA. Its product is annotated as cytochrome c oxidase assembly protein COX20, mitochondrial. The coding region runs from base 143 to 502 and encodes 119 amino acids. The record is from RefSeq and is a predicted model, not a curated record. Gene Ontology annotation, biological process: mitochondrial respiratory chain complex IV assembly. Gene Ontology annotation, cellular component: mitochondrial inner membrane; mitochondrion. The transcript is spliced from 4 exons. NCBI's taxonomy places the organism in Eukaryota, Metazoa, Chordata, Actinopteri, Pleuronectiformes, Pleuronectidae.
CUCUGGCCUCUAUGGCGCAUGCGCAGAUCAUCGUGUGUCAGUGUUCUUACCAUAGAUUGUAUAUAACGUUGUUUACGUGAUGUUUUAGUUUUGUCGCUAAAUUGUUAAAUUUAAUCGUUAAACGCUGACGGACUCUGCAGCGAUGACGGAAGAAGAAAAACAGAACAACAGCAACAAGGGUUUCCGUCUGCCGGGGUUUCAGAGCAUCCAGAACACUCCGUGUGCCAGAGACGCCAUCCUGCACGGGGCCGGAGGCUCGCUGGCCGCUGGCCUGCUCCACUUUCUGGUCACCAGUCGAGUGAAGAGGUCUUUUGACGUCGGAUUUGCAGGAUUCAUGUUCACCACACUUGGCUCCUGGUUUUACUGCAGGAUCAACAACGCAAAGCUUCGCGUGCAGCAGAGGAUGAUCCAGGACGGCAUGAAGAACAAGAUUUUGUACGAGGGAUCUGUUCCCGACCCCGUAACACAUCCCAGAGCAGAAACGCCAUCAAGUCCUUCGUGAUGACUGGCACUGAAAUUCUUCCCCGUCGUCUGCAAGAGCUUUGAAAAAGAGAGGAAACAGCCGCAACGGCCCUCAUCACCAAAUCAUCUGGAAUCUCCUCGUCUUUCCAAGUUUACGUCUUCAUCUUCUGCAUGUACGGCCUCCUCUUCUUCAUCCUGAGAUAUUUGUGUUCUUCCACUUUCACCUCCGUCACGUGUUAGAAACCUCAUCAACACGUCCACUCACUUUUUUUCCCUGGACAUUUUACAAGGAGGCUGCAGGAAAAGUUCUAGAAAAUGUCUUCAGCCACUGACUCGGACAUUUAUGUUCCCACAUAGAACAUUUCAGGAACAUUUCAGUUGAGUGCAGGUCUGAAAACAAACUCUGUGGUGUGUCAGCGAUUUCUUCUUCCUGUGUGAAGCUCCCUUCACUAAAUCGUGUAAAGAAGUGAAAAAAAAGAGCAACCGUUGUGUUAUCAGUCUGUGAUGUUGCUGUAUUUCAUAACUGCUGUGACUUGUGGUCUGACUCAGUUUACCACUGCUAUGUUGUGGCUCUUCUAAACCAUCUAAGCUGUGUCACUCAUAAGUCAUAAAAAGGACGGGGACACAGCAGCAACGCGUCAACAUGCUUCAUCUGAGAUAUUAUUGUCUUUACUGCAAACCCUUUGAAAUACAUUGUCUUGUAUGUAAACGACAAACAAACUGCUCGUAUUUAUUUUUCUCUUCUGGAAAAACUGAAUCUCUGCAGUUUUCUCUCUGUAUUUAAGAAUCAAAAUCAGUGAAUCCUCACAACAAACUUCAUCUGUUUCAUUUCUCAAACCUCUCAAACCUCUAACCCUUAAUGUUGCUGAUUUAAACCUUGAUUUUUUUUAUUAUUCAUAUGUUAAACUUGAAGUAAAAGUAGAAAAUAAACUGCACUGAUGUAAA